Ochlerotatus camptorhynchus is the source of this 3617-nucleotide messenger RNA. It is a transcript of the gene Ktl, whose product is annotated as BTB/POZ domain-containing protein Ktl. The transcript has a single exon. The record is from RefSeq and is a predicted model, not a curated record. NCBI's taxonomy places the organism in Eukaryota, Metazoa, Arthropoda, Insecta, Diptera, Culicidae. The coding region runs from base 559 to 1245 and encodes 228 amino acids. Gene Ontology annotation, biological process: protein homooligomerization.
GAACGGACACUCUGUAAGGUACUACCGCUUGGCGCGCACACACUUGGUCCGUCGUUAGCCAAUCAGUCAGUCAGUGUGCAAUUGAAUCACUGGAAUAAGUACCAGAAUAGGUCAAGCUUACUCUUUAAGCUGCUCUAUCCCCCCGUUCUCUAUCUCUGACUGGAUUGUGGUGGUGUAUGCGAUUGAGGAACACGCGUUCGCGUCUGUGUGUGUGCAGGUGUUGGUGGGCCCGUGAGCUAGGCGCUUAAUUAGUGUUGACGACCAUCGCGAUAUCAGGGGGUGGAAAAGAAAGUACAGGAGCAGAACCGAGCAACCUAUUAGUGAGAUUUUACUGGAGAUUUUGGCGACGGAAGCAAAAGAGGUCCAAGUGAUACGAGUGAGAAAAAUAUUCCUACGAUUCUACUGCUAUUGAAGCUUUGUAAGGAUAAGUGGUAAAUCAAAGCCUUUGGAUAACGUUUGGAUGUUGAUUGGAGUGAAAUCAAAGUGAUCAAAGAGCAGAACCAGUCGUUGAUUGAAGCAAUUAGUGUGAGCUCAAAGGAAGAAGAAUCCCAGUGCACGAUGAGUGAUUUCCCAGCGGUCAUUGAGUUGAACGUCGGAGGAGUACAGUAUGCGGCCAGCUUGGAUACGCUCAAGUCCGAGGAUGGUUCCUGGCUGCAGGAAGUGUUCGGCGGAAGUGCAGAUGAUGUGCCCAAGGAUAGCCAAGGUCGGUUCUUCAUCGACCGCGAUGGGGCCUUGUUCCGAUAUGUGAUGGAAUACCUGCGGGAACCGGCCAAGUUCAAGGUGACUGCGGAGUUCCAGGAUCGGGUUCGGCUUCGAAAGGAGGCGGUAUUCUUCCGGUUGGCUGGUUUGGUGGAAGCUUUGACCAAGGAACCCGGCUGCAUCACCAUCGGCUACCGGGGUAGUUUUCAAUUUGGUCGCGACGGUCUGGCGGAUGUCAAGUUCCGGAAGAUCACACGACUGUUGGUCCACGGACGGGUGGCGAUCUGCCGGGAAGUGUUUGGUGAUACGUUGAACGAGUCCCGCGAUCCAGACCAUGGCGGACCCGAUCGCUACACGGCUCGGUUCUUCCUGAAGCACGUCUUCAUCGAGCAGGCCUUCGAUAUGCUGCAGGACAAUGGGUUCCGGUGCGUCGGGAGCUGCGGUUCCGGAACGGCCGGGUCCAUCACGGAGAAUCUGAAGCCCGGAGUCGAUUCGGAGGAGAACCGCUGGAAUCACUACAAUGAGUUUGUCUUCAUUCGCGACUAAGGUGGUGGUCGUUUGAAAUUUUCGUUGCUGCCGGGAGGAUUGGUGACCAAGAAACGAGGAGUUAAGCGAUAAUCUGUAGAUAUUAUGUGAUACAUUAAAUAACGAGGUCGGUUAGUCCGAAAGCGGAGAGAUUAGAUUCAGGUUACAGGAUUUGUGUUCGGUUUGGGUUUUGAGUAAAAUGCGAACGAGAAAUCACACUGCAAAAAUCAAACGUGUGACAUGCAUCGGUUCCGAUUUCGAGUGGUUGCGGAAAGAGUGACGGAGUAGACGAUUAUUUAUUUUUUUCGCAUGGGGGGUGAGAGAAACUUGUUGAAAAGCAUGACGAGUUCUGGGAAUGAAAAGCCACAUCAUCAUUAUCGGUUUUAUCGGCACUGCCACGGUCGGGCAUGGGACGACGACUCAAAUCUCGCUCUUCAUCAUUCUCGCCUGGCUUGUGGGACCGGGGCUCGGCAUCGAUCUGCGUCGGGGUCGGAUAAUGAUGUGUGUUGAGUUGAUGCUGAUGGUUGGUCGAGUUUUCUGGCCGGAAUGGGGGAAAUCCUCCAGAGGAUUUGAUAUAUCCCGAGGCGAUUUGGAAAUUUGUGUUGAUUGACACUAGUUGGCUCCGUCGGUCGGGGAGUGAAUGGAAACGGAAAAUGGGGGAGGGGAGAGAUUUUCGACGAUUUCCGGGCCAGUGAACUAAUCCUUUUGCUGAUAUCGAUGUUUGUUUGAUGUCAGUGGUUCGAAACGGUGUGCAAAUAGAUGAAAUGAUCCCAAGUUGUUGCAACUUGAUUGUAACUGGAAUAAGUUGCAAACAAGUAACCACAACAGUUCAGUGGCAAUUGUGCUGCUAGCGAUGGCGUUAAUCAUAUUUGACGAAUCGGAUGGAAUGUCUGUUGUUCCUGUGUUCAUAAAAAAAAAAAUCACCUCAUUAUACCCAGAAUGCUUUAUUUCCAUUCUCGGAAACCAAAUAUAAUCAUUUGGAUUUGAAAUUUUCCGAUCGUCUGAAUCCAGAAAUGAAAAGUAAAAGUAGUAGCCAGGGCUGUCAUGGUGGUUACUCAUGGUUACUCCACGAUUAUCAGCUUGAAUAGCAUGCUGCGGUUGUCAGCGGCUUUCAAUUUUUGCGCUGAAAGUCCAAUAUUUUUAAAAUUUUGAAAACUCUAUGUUAGGUAGUUUUAUUGACAUCAGAAAAUUCCCUUCAUCCCUAUUAUUUUUGGCUGCAAAUAAGCUUAUACAGCCAAUAAUUUUCGUAUACAGCUAAUGCUAGUCUGCAGCUAAAAUUGUUUAUUAGGCAGUUCUGAGAACUUCAUUGAUUCAAGAUUUCAAGAGAAUAAGAACUUCAUUCAAUUCCAAGAAUUUCAAGGAAGUUUCGAAAACUUCAUGGUUGUUCCGAGAGAUACAAGAACGGCCAUAAUUACAGGAAAGUGAUAAAAUCCUUUUAUUUAGUAUGAUGGAUUUCUGAAGAUCAAAUAGCUUCAUGGCAGCUGCAUGCAAUUCAGGAAACUUGGAUGGAACUUUACAGUAGUUUCAAAAUCACCAAUUGAGUUUAAAUAGCUUAAAGAAAGUUAUGUGAUCAUCGGGACAGUUCUGAGAUCUUCGGAGCAGUGCUGGGAAAAUCAGGAAAACCAGCGGGAACUUCAGGUUAAUUUUGAAAAUUUUUAGGCAGUUCCAUUAAAUUCAGGUAAAUGGUGAGAACCUUCUAGAAGUUUCAAAUAUUAAAGAUAACCCAGAGAGCACCAGGGAAGGUUAGAGAAAUUUAUAACAAAAAUUGGAAACGUCACAGAAGCUUUCAAAAAUCAGGGGCGUGAAGAAAACGGAAUGUUUAAAUACUUUAUAGAUGUUCCGAAGAAUGAAACGAAAUACCGAGCAUUUUGGAGUAGUUUUAUGAAGAGACUACAAUAUGGUAUGAGAAGUUCUGAUAACUUAUUUAAAAACUCUGGCUCCUCAGAGAAGUUUUCAGAACUUCAAGGCAGUUCAAUGGGCUCAGGUAAACUUCAGAAGCUGUUUAAAAAAGUUUAAAAACGUCAGGAAUAUCCAGAGAAGUCUUUAAAACUUUUAAGAAGUUUGUUAAGUUUUAAGUUAAGAUAAGUUGAGGAAAAGUGUGGAAAUCAGGAGGGCUGUCCGGCGUAGUGGUUAACACUCAUACCUCUCUCGCCAAAGUGGUGAGUUCAAAUCUCACCCCUGAACAAUUAACGAAUGACCCACGAGCGUUAAAGUGACUAUAAUAAAAAAGUGUGGAAACUUUAAAUAAAAUCCAAGAACCUCAUCAGAAGAAUUCAGAGAUCACAAGGACAGCCCCAAUAGCUUCAGGAAAGUUCAGACAUGUGCGGGAGGUUUAUAGGUAUGUAAAGGUUAGUUUCGAUAAAUUCAAGUCAGCUUUAUAAAUUUCAGAAAAA